Molecule: messenger RNA, 1844 nt
Organism: Panicum hallii
Lineage: Eukaryota; Viridiplantae; Streptophyta; Magnoliopsida; Poales; Poaceae
Product: cytochrome P450 71A1-like
Exons: 2
Coding region: 24-1565 (513 amino acids)
Molecular function (GO): oxidoreductase activity, acting on paired donors, with incorporation or reduction of molecular oxygen; iron ion binding; heme binding
Source: RefSeq, a predicted model, not a curated record
UAAGUGUCUAAGUGAGGACAAAGAUGUCUCGUUUCGUGUUCGCCGGCGCCGCCGUCGCCAUGCUUCUCGGCUUCCUGUACGUCGUCAAGAACCGCCGGGGCAAAAGCAAGCUCCCGCCGUCGCCCGCGUGGUGGCUGCCGCUGCUCGGCCACCUCCAUCUCAUCGGCCGCCUCCCACACCGCUCCCUGCACGAGCUGCACCUGCGGUACGGCGGCGGCGGCGGGCUCGUCCUCCUGCAGCUCGGGCGCCGGCGGCGGACCCUGGUCGUGUCCACGGCCGCCGCGGCCGCCGACCUGUUCAAGAACCACGACCUCGCCUUCUCCUCCCGGCCGCACAACGCGGCGGCGCACAAGCAGACGUACGGGUCGAGGAACGUCUCCUUCUCGCCGUACGGGGAGCACUGGCGCCAGGCCAAGCGGAUCGUCGUGGUGCACCUCCUCUCCGCGCGGCGCGUCGAGGCGUUCGCGUCCGUGCGCGCGGCCGAGGCCGCCGCGCUCGUCUCCCGGGCCCGCCGCGCCGCGGAGGCCGGGGAGGCCAUCGAGCUGAGGGAGCUCGUGUACGGCUACACCAACGCGGUGGUCACCCGCGCGGCGACCGGUGCCGCCGGGACGACGGCCGAGAGGCUGAGGCAGCUGCUGGCGCACACCGCGACGCUGGUGGCGGGGUUCCAGGCGGACGACGUGCUGCCGGACGCGGCGGCACGGGUGUUCAGGCGGCUGACGGGGCUCGAGAAGAAGAUCGACGACAUGAACGAGGAGUGGGACAGGUUCCUAUCGGAGAUAGUGGCCGAGCACAAGCAGAAGACGUCAAGGCCGGACCAGGGACUCGGUGGUGACAUCUUGGACGUCUUGCUGCAACUGAGGCAAGAAGAAGGCGCCAAAGGGUUCGAGCUUACCGAUGAUGGCAUCAAAGCCAUCACCAAGGACAUGAUCGCCGCGGGGACCGAGACAACAGCCGUGACACUGGAAUGGGCCAUGGUCGAGCUCGCCCGUAACCCGCGGGUGAUGGCCAAGCUGCAGGACGAGAUCGCGUGCGUCGCCGGCGACACCGAGCAGGUCGCCAUCGCUGAGCCGGAGCUGAACAGGAUGGUCUACCUGAGGGCGGUCAUCAAGGAGGUGUUCCGGCUCCACCCGCCGGUGCCGCUCCUGCUCCCACGCGAGUCCAUGGCCGCGGCGGCCGUGCAGGGCGGCCGCUACGAGAUCCCGGCGAAGACCGCGCUCCUGGUCAACGCGUGGGCGAUCGGGCGGGACCCCGCGGCGUGGGCCGCGCCGGAGGAGUUCCGCCCGGAGCGGUUCCUCGCCGUGGCCGCCAGCAGCCAGGCAGUGGACUUCAGGGGGACCGACUACCAGCUCCUCCCGUUCGGCACGGGCCGGAGGAUCUGCCCCGCCAUCAACUUCGCCCAGGCGGUCUUGGAGCUCGCGCUCGCCAGCCUCCUGCGCCACUUCGACUGGGAGCUCCCUGGCGGCAUGCGCCCGGAGGACCUGGACAUGGUCGAGGCGCCUGGGCUCUCGGCGCCGCCACGGGUUCCCCUAGUGCUCGUCCCUAAGUGUAAGGCGCUUGCUUAGCCCUGCAUCACUAUACUACUAAACUGGAAUAAGGAAUCCAUGAUGUGGAUUCAUGGUUUGUGCAUCAAUUACAAGCAAAAUUCAAAACAACACGGGAAUACGCACAAAGUAGCAUUAACGCGAGAACUUGGUAAAGCAAAUUAUGCAAUGUAAAAACCUGUAUGGCACUUCUUUUUAUUUUUGGAACUCCGGUUCCAGUGGUUGGCACUUUUGCCGGGGUGGCCUGUAACCUACUUUUAUUUUCAUCUUCUUAAUACAAAGAUAUGAAGCUUGCAUAUU